Messenger RNA from Blepharisma stoltei, 508 nucleotides. The record is from the annotation of a GenBank genome assembly. NCBI's taxonomy places the organism in Eukaryota, Ciliophora, Heterotrichea, Heterotrichida, Blepharismidae.
AUGACAGAAGAGGCUCAAGGUGACCAAAGAGAGCAGGAUAGAUUCUUGCCGAUAGCCAAUAUUUCGCGUAUCAUGAAAAAAGCUUUACCACCUUCAGCAAAAAUCAGUAAAGAUGCCAAAGAAUGUGUGCAAGAAUGCGUCUCCGAGUUCAUCAGCUUUAUUACCAGUGAAGCCUGUGAGAAAUGCCUCAGUGAAAGAAGAAAGACAAUAAGUGGUGACGACCUGAUGUACGCUAUGAACACUCUUGGAUUCGAAAAGAACCCUAUGAUUUUUUUUCUAUACUUUUUCAGCCAUUUUUGACUAGAAAAAUAACCGGAAAAAAUAGUUUCUAGGUUUUUCCCUACCCUUCGAAAAGUAUAUUGAGCCUCUGCGCGUCUAUUUACAAAGAUACCGAGAUCUUUCCAAAGGAGAAAAAAAUGAUGAAGAAGGAAUCCCACCAAUGCUGUUUCCAAAGACACUUAAUGGAGAAGAUCAUGAAGAAGAGGAAGAAGAAGAAAAAUCAGACUAA